AUGGGUGAAAAACGUAACCGUAAUGGUAAGGAUGCAAAUUCCCAAAACAGGAAGAAAUUUAAAGUAUCUUCCGGAUUCUUAGACCCUGGUACGUCUGGAAUAUAUGCCACAUGUUCUAGAAGACAUGAACGUCAAGCAGCCCAAGAGUUGCAGCUUUUAUUCGAAGAAAAAUUUCAAGAACUCUAUGGGGAUAUCAAAGAAGGAGAAGAUGAAAGUGAAAAUGACGAAAAGAAAGAUCUAUCAAUUGAAGACCAGAUAAAAAAGGAAUUACAAGAAUUGAAAGGUGAAGAAACAGGCAAAGAUUUAUCUUCAGGGGAGACAAAGAAGAAAGACCCCUUAGCCUUCAUCGACUUGAACUGUGAGUGCGUGACAUUUUGUAAAACAAGAAAGCCAAUUGUUCCCGAAGAAUUUGUGCUAAGUAUCAUGAAAGACUUAGCGGAUCCCAAAAAUAUGGUUAAACGUACUAGAUAUGUUCAGAAAUUAACACCUAUUACGUACUCUUGUAAUGCAAAAAUGGAGCAAUUAAUCAAGUUGGCCAAUUUGGUUAUUGGGCCACACUUUCAUGACCCUUCGAAUGUUAAAAAAAAUUAUAAAUUUGCUGUAGAAGUGACAAGAAGAAAUUUCAAUACGAUUGAAAGAAUGGACAUCAUUAAUCAAGUUGUGAAGCUGGUCAAUAAAGAGGGUUCUGAGUUUAAUCAUACUGUGGACUUGAAGAACUAUGAUAAAUUGAUUCUAGUGGAAUGUUUUAAGAGCAAUAUCGGAAUGUGUGUAGUCGAUGGGGAUUAUAAAACCAAAUAUCGUAAAUACAACGUUCAACAGCUUUAUGAAUCGAAAUUCCGAAAGGAUGAAGAUAAGAGUGUAAAACAAUAA
Messenger RNA from Saccharomyces cerevisiae S288C, 870 nucleotides. RefSeq names its product putative tRNA acetyltransferase (gene TAN1). Gene Ontology annotation, biological process: tRNA modification. Gene Ontology annotation, cellular component: nucleus; cytoplasm. Gene Ontology annotation, molecular function: RNA binding. NCBI's taxonomy places the organism in Eukaryota, Fungi, Ascomycota, Saccharomycetes, Saccharomycetales, Saccharomycetaceae. The record is from RefSeq and is marked reviewed. The transcript is spliced from 2 exons. Bases 1 to 870 code for a protein of 289 amino acids.